UGAAUAGUAAUAAGCUAAUCUAAUGCUCUGCUUGCAAUAACUUUUUGGGAAAUAAAUUCUUUUUAUGUUUGACAUUAUGUGAAGUUUUGUAUUUUCAACUAGGAAACUUACAUCCCAGAAGCUACAAUUUUACUUUAAAUUUUAAAACAAACAGCCACUUGUUAAGACAUUGUUGAUUAUCAGCUCUGAAUACUUACAUCAAAAAACGGCCAGAAACAUGUCCAGAAGAUCACAUCUUAUUGUCCAACAUCUGACAGUUGUAGUGUUUCCAGGAAUGACUUUGGCUCUGGCCAUCUUUCUUCUCGGGGCUCAGGCGAAGACCAAGUUCACGUGGAUGGCAGUUGACCGCUACGAUGAGAUCAUCGCUCACAUGGACUCGGUCAACGCGAAGAAUUGUAGGGCCAAGAGCAAAGAGCAGCUGACCUUAAGGAAAGAUGUGGUAUCUCAGCUGCCCUACUUCAACACCCUGCUGUCCAAGACUUGGUACCGGAACCGUUCCUCUCUGGUACACAUCCACAAUAUGGCGCUCAAUAGAGCCUUCUUUUACAGCUACAUUCUACAGAGGAUGAAUACUUCGUCUAACUUUGCCAAACAGCCCGGGUGGGUCUACUUCUACUACAGCGCCACCGCGGAUAUCAACGCAAACCCCAAAGUUCUCAACGGGAGCUCACUCUUCUUCGACAACCACUGCCACUACCCGAACUGGUAUACCACCGUACCUUUUAACAAAACUCUUCCAUUGUUUGGUCCUAAACUGUAUCGCUGGGAUGACACAUCGGACCAGGAUAAUCUACUCAGAGAACCCACAAGACAAGUAGUUCAGGGAGUGGACUUGGGUGCUGGACAUUCAAACUACACAGACAGGAGGUUUAAGAUGAACCCAUGGUAUUCCAACUGGAUGCCAGAUCUCAUCGGAAACAUGGACUCUCUGACCAAAUUUACAUACUACGUAGGCAUCAGACAUUCCAAUGUUACAGGUCAGUUUGAGCGAGAUUCCUUUGAAGACUUUCAUUUCUUCGGCCCUGCAUCUCCCAGUGCGUCAGAAAGUGACCCACGCAGUCUCCCGGUCGAGUUUACGGCGCCCUACUUUGAUUGCGGAGGCGCCAACAAGUGGGUGGUGAGCAGCUUUUCACCUGUCAUCGACUUCAUGCCGAGAUACUCCAACUACACCCACCUGCGCAGACAAAGGGUGGUCGCUGUGGCUGUCAUGGACAUUCAUUUAAUGGAGGUCGACUUCAACCCUUGUGGACUUAGCGCUGGGAACCCAGGUCCUAGUUACCUGUCUGGGGUUAACAGGUGUAAGAAAAUGACAUUGUGCAAACAUAAGGCUGGCUACGGUCUAAGGAGAGGAAGCUACACUUGUGCCUGUGUGCCUGGCACGCGCUACCCCUGGUAUCUAGAGAUGCCUUUUGAUGGCGAGGAUAUUGAGAGGGCUACAGACUAUGAAUACGAGAACAGCUUCAGCUGUACCAAAGUUCAAAUGGGUCAAGUCCUACCAGUAAUUGACAACUUACCUGGCUCCAGCAUUGAAGGUUCAGAGGCAUCAUUUGGCAGUGGCGGCAUGGGAGCUGCUAAUGAACAACGUAAGCAACGAUCAGCAGACGAUCGGACAGAAAACUACGCAAACGUUGGCUCAGUAUACCUAGGAGACUCUGACUUUCAGGGCAGAAAUGAAAGUUAUACAUUAAACAAAGAUCUUCAAGGCUACAUCGCCCAUGAACCAACUGUCCAGGAAAUUGUGACUUUAGCAGAUCAUAUACGAGAUCUUAAAAAGCAAAACAUUCUGCAGACGAUGUUGCCUCAAGACGUCACUGUUGACUUUUUGACCAGUCGAGAUGACCACAGAGAUAGGAACAGCGUGGGCUUUCAGAUAGAAAUGUUUUAUCAGAAAGACGUGAAUGGACACAAGCAAUUAAGUCAGAAGUUACUGCGGUCAUCUAACAACAUAACAUUGACACUGGAAGCCAUUAAAGACAGUGUGACACAGAUCAGGUCAAGACACAUCCAGAGAUUUGAGAGCAGCAGAAGUAAACCCCAAGUUAAGCGUCGUAGGAAAAGAGCAUCCGUGUAUGACGACCAGGCUAUAGAUAGGAUGCUGCGUCUCUUACGCCAAAAGUCCAGUGUAACACCUGACAACUGUCACAGUUUACCAAAUCAUCGCUUGGACCUACCAGGUGAUGUAGCUUAUGGUGCCAGCAGCCAGUUUGAGUCAGAGGGCAGGACAGCUCUGAGACUCGCCCACUUCUUGUCCAUGUACUUACAGAACGUCAUGCCUGAUGAAAAUUUCGGUAAUCUGAGAGGUGGAGGAAUCUUGCAUAUUGAUCAGAUGUUUGCAGAGGUUCUGGCUAAUGUUAUGGGCAACUACAAAAUUUACUCAUCAGGUAUUUUCUUUGACAGGUACACAUUUCAAGAUCAAGAUCGAAGUUUUCGAGAACUUUUCGGACCAGAGGCUUUCCGCUACAAAGGUUCAUUUUACGCCGUGAAUACAGCUGGUUAUAGCAAGCAAUACAUAGAACAAGACUGGUUCUCUAUGGCCAAGAGCAGAUUCUCUACAAAUACAAUGGGCACCAAGGUCUACAAACUUAGAGCGUACUUACGGUCUGAUUCUAACGGUAGUAGCACAGCCAAACAUGAGCACUUCCCAGUGACGUACAAAGCCGCCACCUAUGAACUGGGAUUCUGGACCAGACCUUACUUCAGAUGUGAUGGCUACGUCAAUGCCUGGGUACUGAAGUAUGUCGUCCCGUUCUUUGGAGUCAACAGAAGGAAGCUAGAGUUCAGAGGUGUAACCACGGUGGAGGUACCAUUAAAUCUACUGGAAAUCAAUCAAUGCCCCAUGUCUUUCAAUGUUCCGAACGCCUUUAAAAAUACAGCAAGGUGUGACUAUUUUUCAACUAAAUGUGUUCCACUUGCUGGUUUCCCAUUUAUGCGUGGUGCCUAUCGCUGCAACUGUAGGCUUGGGUUCGAGUACUGGCAUAGUGAUGGGAAAUUUUGGAUUGAGGGCUCUCUUUUGGAACUAGAAUAUGAGAAAAAGAAAGCUGGGUUAUUUAGCAGAUUUGAUCUACUCAACUGCCGAGCAUCUGUAGCAAGUGGUCGAGUGGAACUUCAAAACAUUUACUUCCUGGCAUGUCUUUUGCUGACUUGGGUUUUACACCCAAAACUCUAGAUCUAAGCAUUCCAAUGUUUAAGUAAACUCAUCAAAGUAUUAGAUGCAUAGUCCAAGAUACUAAAGACUCUCAUAUCAGAUAUAUCAACCUAAUUCAGUGAGUCUUCAUGUGGAUUGAUACUGAUGUGUUUGCUUUUGAUUUGGUAACAAGUGUAGUUUGCAAAUGAACUUAUCUAACAUUUAAACAAAUCUUUUCUAGAACAAAAAAUGUGUUUAGUGUAUAGCUCACUGUUGAAAUAAAUGCAACAGUGCAUUUAAAAAAAAAUUCAAUAGCACUUUUAGUAGUACACUAGCCUGGCAUUACCCGCGGCCUGCGGGUCUAAGUUUGUGUUUACUAAUGUAGUGGAUUGGAUUUAGAUGUAUGUAAAACUUAGCUAAUGAUCCUUUCACAUUAAUAAAAUUAGUUUUGUGAAAAUGGGUUUAUCCGAAGCCGAUACAUUCAUAUCUAGUAAAAACGAAAAGAGCGAUAGCUUUGUUAAAUGAAUGGGAUUAUAAAGUAACAAUAAAACGAAAUAAUUUUUAGUACGCGAUUCAUGAAUGAAUAUAGAUCUAGGCCUUUAACUCGGCUUCGCAGCUUUCGUAGAUGAAUGUAGCUUUAGAAAACCAAAUUUGAAUGUUUAUUUGAUCAAAAUAUGAAAUGAAUGGACUUUAAUUAAUAUGUUUAUGUGUUAAAGUAUAAAACUAUCUGUGCGAAGAGAAGUUUUAUCAUCUUAGAGUUGAAUUAGAGUUUUAGAUCUAGGGAUGGGAUUAUAAAGUAAACAAUUAAACGAAUUAAUAUUUAUUACGCGAUUCAUUACGGAAUUGUCUAAUGAAAGAAUGUUCGUCAGGAAAUCUGUAGUCACAGAUAUAAGGAACUAAUUAAUGUAAAAAAUGCUUUUGAAACACAAAAUUGAAGGUUAAUUUUAUUAUAUAAUGAAAUCAAUGGAUCUUCUUUUGUCUUUUCAUGUGUCAAAGUAAAAAACUAUCUGCGCAAAGUGUAUUUCUUAAAAUUAGAUCUAGGUCUAAAUCCUUUCUAUCUUUUCUCAUGUCAACAUUGUAGACAUGGCCUAGAUCCAUAAAAUACUAUAGCUGUAAUAGAGUCGGACAACUUUAUUUUUUUUUUUUGAGGGUCUUACAUUUGUUUUAGGGCUACAAUACAUUCACUAAGGUCUAAGUUGGUACCCAAGGAACAUUCCUGCCUAGUUUUAUCAAGAUUGGUCAAGCGGUUUUGAUGUCUAUAAGUAACAUACAUACAUACAUACAUACAUACAUACAUACAUACAUACCCCUCACAUUCUACUUUAUAAUAUAGAUACAUUAAGUGGCAUACUUCUUAUUCUCAGUUAAAUGACAUUGUCAGUUUCACAUUCCAAAUAAAAAAGCGAAUCAAACUCUCUUAGAUUGAGACCUUUUUAAAAUGAUAUUUCAAUAUCAGUUUAAAUCAUCCUUGUGUGACGUGCAGAAGAAUUCUCUAUGAAAACCUACAAACAAUUGUUUGGUCUCCCCUGACUUCUCUACGAGCCUGGUUCAAAGUUCAAAGUUUGAUAUGUCAUUUAUUGAUAUGAGUUACAUGCAGAAAGAACUACACUGACUCCAUCGAGUGUACCACACGUGUAUCAGUUUGUAUUGUAUAUAGAUAUAUGUAACAUGAUAGGUUCUUAAAUGUUAUUGAUAUGUAAAUAGUAUGUGUUUUCAAAAUGUUUCAUGAAGAGUUAUACAAAUGUCCAAAUAUGUACUUGAGUGUAUAUGCUCAAUUGUAUGUACCAGCUGUCUAACACGUUGCAAUGCCCUGUAUGAAGUUUGAUUGAAAAACCAAGAAAAGAAUAAAAUAUGUCCCAAAAAAUAUUUCAAGAAAGUUUCGAUUUUUAAUAAAAACAAAAACAAAAAAAAACUCAAUUCUUAAAGA
Messenger RNA from Biomphalaria glabrata, 5051 nucleotides. RefSeq lists its product as uncharacterized. NCBI's taxonomy places the organism in Eukaryota, Metazoa, Mollusca, Gastropoda, Planorbidae. The transcript has 19 exons. Bases 218 to 3166 code for a protein of 982 amino acids. The record is from RefSeq and is a predicted model, not a curated record.